Messenger RNA from Phytophthora sojae, 900 nucleotides. RefSeq lists its product as hypothetical. Lineage: Eukaryota; Oomycota; Peronosporomycetes; Peronosporales; Peronosporaceae. Bases 1 to 900 code for a protein of 299 amino acids. The transcript has 2 exons. The record is from RefSeq and is a predicted model, not a curated record.
AUGGCGUCGCGAGAUCUGGUUGGGCGCCCGCUGGUGCCGUUCUUCGACAGCGACGAGAACGUGAACGACUCGCUGCAACUCGGCGACGACGAGAGGGAGGAGAUGGACGUCGACGCGCGCGUCUGGGAUAAAGAGCUGGGGUACUUCGUGUACCCCUCGGAGCAGCAGACAGCAGUUUCUCAGCCCGUGGCAAUUGCCGCGACAAAUCGGGAAUCGAGGACGAACAGCGGCAGUAAAUUGCUGCUCACUCCGACCAUGAUGUUGUCCAGCAGUGGGCCGGAACACUUCAACUCUAUGGCUGCCAACGGGAACCCCGUGCAAGCCAACACAGACAACACCCCCACGCGCAGUAGCUCGGCAAAGCGGGGAUCAAAGCAGAAAAGUCGGUCUAAUACCCCCGGGCGGCGACGGAAGGACAAAGAUGGAAGCGACGAUGCGUCUAAAGACAACGCGCCUACGUCGAAGAAGGGCAAGAACAAAGGUACCAAUGCAAACAGCAAUGGAGCUCAGUCUGGCAACAACAGCAGCAACCAGCAAUCGCGCAAUGGUAAGCAGAAGGAGCAAUUGUCAGCUUCAGGAAAGUGGGCUUGGUCGGCGUUCCAGUCAUCACCAGAUCCCGCUCAGCUCCCGAUGCCGCUGUUCAUUACGAAGCCGAGUGGGGGCUUGAGCAAUGGCAAUGCUGCACAAGCAUCAUCAGCGCCCCCACUCCCACCAACGCCACCACCGCCGGCUCAGCACGCGAGUAUUCCGGUUGCACCGCCGCUUCCUCCGGGACCACCUCCAUCGCAACCUCCGCUGCCGACAGGGCCACCACCGGAAAUGGCAGCUUCAGCUCCGAUGUCUAUUGAACUAUCCAUGACUCAAGAUCUUCGGAGGAUGCUGAACAUCGGAGGAGGGUAA